GGUCAAGAAUCCAAAGUACGAAGAUUGAAGAUAGCACUCGGAGGACUUGUUUACUUUUUCAAGUUGAUGAUUCUCACAACUUAAAAAAGUGGAAGACUUCUUGAUAGGAAAUAAUGCGUGGCUUGCCCACAUUUCUCAAUUAUUUACGAAGAACAGUCAAACCAGACCUGUUUAAUAAAAUAGAAAAAUAAGAGAAUAUUCCUCCAAAGAUGCUCCCUCUCCCUCCUAUAAAAGGAGGGGUGCCCCAAUGUGAAAGGGAGGCCAAAAAUCACUCCUUCCCUGCCCAAACUAGUUUCUCUUUCUAGAAAGUCUUUAGAGUAUAUUUUUCCUUCUUCUUCAAGAGCUUGUAGCUCCACCAUUAAUGGCUUCCGAGCCCAUUUCAUGUAUCGUCUACACACCCCCGAUAUUAAUAAAAAUCCCCCGUUGGCAAGAAAAUAUGCCCCCAGGGGGUGGAGGACUAUAAAAAGAGGGGAAACUGAGGGAUGAGAUUCAUGUGAGAAUUCAACAAUAGUCAGCUAAGGAUCGGUGAAGAAUGGAGACUCUAAGCUCGCCCUGGAAGACCCUAUUGCUCAUCGGAGCCAUCUCCGUGCUUCUCUUGCAGGUUGUGGCUGUUAAGAGUGUAGCACAGACUGAAGUUGACCCCAAGAUCCUUCAGGACAAAAUUGUUAAAACAGUUAAUGGAAACCCAAAAGCAGGAUGGAGAGCUGAUAUGAGUCCUUGGCUCUCAAACUUCACCGUUAACCAAUUUAAGCAUCUCCUUGGUGUAAAGAAGGCACCAAAGGCUUUAUUGAAGGGCAUUCCUGUGAUUAGUCACCCAAAAAAUUUAGAAUUACCCAAAAGUUUUGAUGCUCGGACAGCUUGGCCUCAGUGUAUCACUAUUGGACAAAUUCUUGAUCAGGGACACUGUGGUUCUUGUUGGGCAUUUGGGGCAGUUGAGUCUUUAAGUGACCGUUUCUGCAUUAAAUUUGGGACGAAUGUGACUCUAUCUGUCAAUGACCUCUUAGCUUGUUGUGGCCUUUUGUGCGGUGAUGGAUGUGAUGGUGGUUAUACCAUAUCAGCAUGGCAGUAUCUGGUGAGAAGUGGUGUCGUUACUUCCGAGUGUGACCCUUACUUUGAUCAAACUGGGUGUUCUCACCCUGGUUGUGAACCAGGAUAUCCCACUCCCAAAUGCCAGAAGAAAUGUGUGAAGGAGAAUCUACUUUGGUCGGAGUCCAAGCAUUUCAGUGUUAAUGCAUACCAAGUCAGUUCUGAUCCAUACAGUAUUAUGGCUGAAAUUUAUACUAAUGGGCCUGCUGAGGUCUCCUUUACUGUCUACGAGGAUUUUGCACAUUACAAAUCAGGAGUCUACAAACAUGUCACAGGCGAGGAAAUGGGAGGGCAUGCUGUUAAACUCAUAGGAUGGGGAACUUCCGAGGAUGGAGAAGACUAUUGGCUCCUUGCCAAUCAGUGGAACAGAAGUUGGGGUGAUGAUGGGUAUUUCAAGAUCCUUCGAGGAACGAAUGAGUGUGGCAUUGAAGAAGAUGUAACCGCAGGAUUGCCUUCUUCAAAGAACUUGGGCAUAGAAUCCAUUCCUGGGGAAGCGGCUUCUCUUGUUGCCUCAGUUUGAGUAAGGGUCAUCCUACCCCAUACUUGCUGCUGCCUUGUAAUUUAAUCCUUGCCCCAUUAAUCUUAAAGUUCAUUUGUGAAAUGGUUUCAGUCUCUCAGACAUGAUGCCUAUAUUUGUGUGUAUAGUUUAAAAACAAAUGUUGUAAUGUAACAUUUCCCCUUUCAAGUUUGUUACUCCUUUUGUUUCUUAUAGAUGUUCCACGGGUACUAUUCAUAAGUUCAAGUUUAACUCACUCUGUUCGCUUAUUUUUACUCCUCAUUUCAUAAAAUAAUACUCCCUCUGUCUUGAAAUGAAUACCACUGUCACUA
Messenger RNA from Cuscuta campestris, 1914 nucleotides. The record is from the annotation of a GenBank genome assembly. Lineage: Eukaryota; Viridiplantae; Streptophyta; Magnoliopsida; Solanales; Convolvulaceae.